Molecule: messenger RNA, 900 nt
Organism: Acanthosepion pharaonis
Lineage: Eukaryota; Metazoa; Mollusca; Cephalopoda; Sepiida; Sepiidae
Source: the annotation of a GenBank genome assembly
AUGUCAACACGGAGUGGGCAUCACAGUAAGGAACAGCCUGCUGAAUACAGCAGCAACAGUUCCAAGAGACUCCUUACUCACUGCCUAAACACCACUGCAGGCCCUGUCACCCUCGUCAGCAUGUAUGCCUCAACACUCUCUGCCACAUCAGACACCAAGGACGAGUUUUAUGACAAGCUGGCAACCAGCAUCAGCAGUAUUCUCAGAAAGGAACAACUUGUUAUCUUAGUAUACAAGCGGUCACCCAGCAAGAGAAACCUGCAGAUCCUCCAAGCUACCAAUGAGUACUGGACAGAGCUUAGCAAAACCAUCCAGACAACAGCAAUUACAGGGAAUAUAAGAGGGAUGUAUGAUGAAAUUAAAACAGCAAUGGGACCAGUGCAGAACAAGACGGCUCCCCUCAAAUCCACCACUGGGGAAGUCAUCGUCGACAAGGGGCAACAGAUGGAGAGAUGGGUGGAACACUAUUCCGAACCCUACUCCAGGCAGAAUGUUGUGACAACCACAGCCCUUGAUGUCAUUGAGUGCCUGCUGGUCAUAGAGGACCUCGAUACCAAACCGACCACAGAGAAGCUUAGCAAGGCCAUUGACAGCUUGGCCUCAGGGAAGGUCCCUGGCAGUGACGGGAUUCCCCCUGACCUGAUUGGGCACUGCAAGAUUGUCUUACUACUCCCAUUACAUGAGAUCCUCUACCAGUGCUGGAUAGAAGGGGCUGUACCUCAGGACGAGAUCAUCACCCUCUACAAGAACAAGGGCGAGCGAAGCGACUGCAACAACUACAGAGGUAUCUUACUACUCAGCAUUGUGGGCAAAGUCUUUGCUCGGGUCAUCUUGGUCCCCCUCUGCAGAAACUCUACCCAGAGUCACAGUGUGAUUUCCAAGCUGAAAGAUCAACAAUAG